This is a messenger RNA of Ceratina calcarata, 1842 nucleotides long. RefSeq lists its product as uncharacterized. The record is from RefSeq and is a predicted model, not a curated record. The transcript is spliced from 3 exons. Bases 313 to 813 code for a protein of 166 amino acids. NCBI's taxonomy places the organism in Eukaryota, Metazoa, Arthropoda, Insecta, Hymenoptera, Apidae.
AACGCGAACCUGACGGCUCUCGGCUCGGGUUACGAAAUAGAUAUCGAUCAAAGGAAGCUGUCGUCGUCCACCGUGCAAGAAAAUGGGAAGAACGGAAGUAGCUUGACACUCGGGGUCAGAAGUGGAAUGGACGAAUUACAUAGUACAGUAGCUCAUUAAGUAACGGUGAACGAUAUUAAAACGUGCAAUCGAAAUCGAAUGAGUAACAUAACGAUGCCACUAUGAGGGGAAACAAUAAUUAGAGUCGCCGUCAUAAUCGAAGAGUUAACGAGUUCGCGUUUCCGUUUAAGUGCCGGCUUUCUAAGCGUAGCCAUGAAUGGAGUUGGAACAAUAUUUCGGUGCCUGUGCUUCGCGACUGUUCUCGUAAAUAUCGUCCACGCCGGAGAUUCGAACGAUACUUUACGAAUAGACGUUUCUAAAAGUGUCGCGUUGUACAUCGGAAACGACGAGGCGAGCGUCAAAUUGAAGCUGUCCUCUCUUGUGACCGGACACGAAUCAGAGGAACGAGGCAUGGGUCGUUUGAGGUUCCAAAAUAUGAGCGAUCUCAUGAAAAGAUUUGGAAUGGCGAUGAUGAUGGCUCCUAUGUUUAUGCAGUUGAUGCUCUUGCCGAGCGCUCUCGCCUCGAUAAAAUUGAGCCUACUCCGAAGCAUUUUCGUAGGGAAACUUGCUAUAGCUGUGCUGUUGUUCAACUUACUGAAGAAUUCUCAGAAGUCGGAAGUGGUGCUGGUCCAUAAACCCGAAUAUCACUACAAUCACUACUACGAUACUUAUCACGAGCCCGAAGAUGACGACGAAGGCUGGGUGGGAAGAUGAAUGAAACAGCGUUCUUCUACGUCCUCACCAUACCGAACCAUAAUCGAUUACCUUAACGAAUUUCGACUACCUGUGAUACACGCGGCGAUUGCAAUUGUAACGUUUGGGCAAAACUACACGGGAACGAAUAGUAUUACGAGUAUUCCACGUAAUCGAACGUAAUAAAACGUUAAAGUCGACCAAAGAGAAACGAGUGACCAAUAACGAGAUAUUCAGCAGUGACCUACUUCGGACCUCGCGUAACGGCAUUUCGGUCCAGAUUCUGAAGCGAUCAAACUCGGACUUCCAUGUACCGGUUUUCCCUUUUUUCUGACGCUCAAAUUCAACGUCGAAAUCGAAAUUAAUACGAUGCCCAUCGGCUUCAUCCGAGAUCACUUUCAAGUCUCUAAUUCCCAAUUUAGACAUCACGAAACUAGUAAUCUAUAAAACGUUCCAUUGUAAUUACAAUUAAAGAUUCUUAACAAGAAUAUCAAAGUGCGAAAUUUACACUUCCAUGAUUUAAUCGACGAACGAACCGAAAUUGCAUUCCUCUAACGGAAGAGUCCUAAUUGAACAAUUGGCGAAGUGGCAUACGUAACGAAAGUCCUGUCAAUGUCGAAUUACUUUGUUUCAAGGCCUCGAUAUUCGCGGUGCGUAUACGUGCCAGAAACCCACCUUCCACGAUAGUUAAUAGUUAGUAUGCUGCCGUCAUCGAUCCUGUAUCGACACCUCCAAUCGAAUAGGACGGUCUAUACCGUUUUCUAAACUACAAAAUGCACGAUGCACCUCGCGUAUGUACGUGGCAAAUCAACGAACCCGGACUAAUCCCUCCGUACGUACGUCGCCCUUUUACGUGAGAGCAUUCCGUUUUUAUUCAGAUCCGCGCCACCGGGUUACGAGUUUAAUUGCGUUGCGGAAGUCCGUUCAGUGUUCGGUCCCUCUAUACUUUUGUGUAUCUCAUCGAUACGCGUUAAUCGACGUUCGAAAGCAUUCAUGAUUCUCCAAGAACUCGUUAAAAACAGUGUUUAUGACUUUGUAUCUGUACGGUAA